Messenger RNA from Cheilinus undulatus (humphead wrasse), 2144 nucleotides. RefSeq names its product gastrula zinc finger protein XlCGF57.1-like. Gene Ontology annotation, biological process: regulation of transcription by RNA polymerase II. Gene Ontology annotation, molecular function: DNA-binding transcription factor activity; RNA polymerase II cis-regulatory region sequence-specific DNA binding. The transcript is spliced from 2 exons. NCBI's taxonomy places the organism in Eukaryota, Metazoa, Chordata, Actinopteri, Labriformes, Labridae. The record is from RefSeq and is a predicted model, not a curated record. The coding region runs from base 54 to 1334 and encodes 426 amino acids.
AGUUUACGUUGUUUUCAGUGUGUAAAGAAAAAGGCAACUGUGAUUUGGCCAAGAUGUCUAAAGUCCAAAUGCUGAGAUCUGUAGUGAACCAGAGACUGACUGCUGCUGCUGAAGAGAUAUUUGAUCUGUUUGAAAGGACGAUAGCAGAGUACGAGGAGCAACUUCAUCGAUCCAAAGAGAAUCAACACAAAUUGCAGGAUGCUGUUUACAACCCUGAGGUCCGAUUACACAGAUCAGAGGUCCAGCAGGUGUCACUGGCUGGUAGAGAAGCCCCCAGUCUGAACCUGGAGGACCUUCCAGAACCAGCACUUAUUAAAGAGGAACAAGAGGAACUUUGGACUCAUAAGGAAGGACAGCAGCUUCAAGGAUCAAAGGGAGCUGAUAUCAUCAAGUUCACUUUCACUCCUGAUGCUGUAAAGAGUGAAGAAGAGGAUGGAGAGAAAUCGCAUUCUUCACAGUUGUAUGAACACCUCAGUGAAGAGAAGAGAGACAUGGAGCAUUUGAAACAAAACUCUAAUCUGGACUCAGUCACUCAUAGCGACACUUUGCACUCUGAAUCUGAGACUGAUGACAGUAGCUGUGACUGGGAGGAAACCAGUGAACCUCUGUUAAACAAAGAUGGACCUGUAGAUGAUCAGGAAUGUGAAACUGGAAACACAUCAGUAAGCUCUGGAUGUGGCACCAGCAUAAACCAAAAAGAACUUCUGCAAAAUCCCACUGGAUUACAGACAGGAUCGAAACCAUUUAGUUGCUCAUUCUGUGGCAAAAGAUACCCGCAGAAGAUUUCCUUAGCAAAGCACAUGAAACGUCACUCAGAGGGAACAUGUUUCAGCUGCUCAGUUUGUAAGAAAAGUUUCCCAUGGAGAGGAGAGCUUGUGCGGCACAUGAGAAUCCACACAGGAGAGAAACCCUUUAGCUGCUCUGCCUGUGGUAUAAGCUUCUCACAAAGGACACAUCUGACCUCACACCUACGAGUUCACACAGGAGAGAAACCAUUCACCUGCACAGUUUGUAAGAUGAGUUUCAGCAUCAGAAAAAAUCUGGGCAUUCACAUGAGAACCCAUACUGGGCAGAAACCCUUUAGCUGCUCGGUUUGCAGUCAACUAUUUGCACGACGUGAAGGUCUGACACGUCACUCGAUCGUCCACACAGGAGAGAAAGCGUUCAAUUGUUCGUUCUGUGGUAAAAGAUUUGCACACCUUGUUACUCUGAAACGCCACCUGACUGUCCACACGGGAGAGAAAGCAUUUCAAUGCAAUGUUUGUGAAAAGAGAUUUGCUCGGCUACAGUAUCUCAAAAAGCACAAGUGUAUCGUGGGAAGCAUGAACAAAUGAUGCUGCAGAACAUCUUGGGGUCUUGUUCACCAGUAUGGGUUAAAGGGAGCAUGAGUUUGACAUGCAGAUUGGCGCAGUUCUGCAGGUGUUGUGCUGCAUCGUUGUGGUUAGGGAACUGAGCCGAGAGGCAAAGCUCUCAAUUUACUGGUCAGUCUACCUCCCAAACCUCACCUAUGGUCAUGAACUCUGGGUUAUGACUGAAAGAAUGAGAUUGUGGACACAAGUGGCCAAAUGAGUUUCCGGCAGAGGGUGGCAUGGCUCCACCUUAGAGAUAGGGUAAGGGGUUCAGACAUCUGGAGGAGGUGAGGAGUAGAGCUGCUGCUCCUUUGAAUCAAAAGGAGCCAGUUGAGGUAGUUCGGGCAUCUGAUUCAGGGUGCCUCCUGGUUGCUUCCCCAUGGAGGUAUUUCGGGCAGGUCCAGCUGAGACCUCAGGGAAUACCCAGACAUUUCCCGUCUGGUCUGGGAACACCUUGGGAUCCCCCAGCAGGAUUUGGAAAGUGUCGCUGGGGAAAGGGAUGUGUGGGUGGGCUUGCUUAACCUGCGACCUGGCCCAGGAUAAGCAGAUGAAGAUGGAUGGAGAAUUAAAUAGACUGGGAUAAAAUCUGUCUCUUCAAAGCUCAGCCUACACAAACUUGAAGGAAGAAGCUCUUAUUUGCAUCUUAUCUUUGCAGCUAAUAUGAAGCUACACCGGGGCCUGUGUGUGUCAACAACUGUUGUUUUUAUUUUUUUUUCUUCUUACAGCAUUCACAACCUUAGUUUCAGAGCACAUCUAUGUUUAUUGUUCCUAGGUUUAACAGUUGACUUGCUUUCC